Messenger RNA from Aureobasidium subglaciale EXF-2481, 961 nucleotides. RefSeq lists its product as uncharacterized. Lineage: Eukaryota; Fungi; Ascomycota; Dothideomycetes; Dothideales; Saccotheciaceae. The record is from RefSeq and is a predicted model, not a curated record. Bases 102 to 878 code for a protein of 258 amino acids. The transcript is spliced from 4 exons.
UCACAUUCCUCUGGCUUAUUCAGUGGUGGCUUGCGAACAUCUUUCGCACAUCCCUUGCAGUCAGCCCGACCUAACCUUCACAUUGGCUGAAGCCUGCAACCAUGGCGUAUCCAUUCGAGCAUUGGGAGCAUGAUCGCUGGGGCGCUUCGUCUCCUCCACCAAGAGCUCGCUACUAUCGAAAUACUUAUCGACAUAGCGGCCAUCUCACACCCGAACCACAGUUUUCGAAUCUUCAUCAAGAGCAAGAGCGAGAACGAAAAGCCCAUGAUGAUUUCCUGCGGAGACAGCGGGAAAAGGAAGAGGAAGAGGAAAGAGCAUAUAGAGAAGCUUUGCGCAAGCAAAAAGAAAAAGAAGAUGCCAAAGAGAGGGAAUAUCAAGCUUUUUUGCGAGAGCAAAAGGAAAAACAAGAAGCAGAGGAGAAGGCAGCGAAAGAGGAACAAGCCCGCAUCGAUUCUGCCAUGCGAACACGUCUCGAAAAACUGGGCUGGUCAAAUCACGAUAUUGAAGUUGCUCUGGAUCCCGAGAAGGCGGAAAAGGAAAGAAAGAAGAACAAGAAAAAGCACCGACAUUCUGGUGAGAUGGGAGGUGGACACUUUGAUGGUGAGAUCAUCAUGGUACCUCCCAGUCUACCAGACGCCCCUGGUGUUUCCGUCGGCUUCCCUCAACAAGCACACGUCCCCGUAUACCCACGCAUCAACCGCAAGUUCCUGGACAUAGAGACAUUAGAACAUUACCACGUUCCUUGGGAAUGGGAUCGUGCAAACUCAGACUUCAUCAUCCUGUUACGUGAGCUCGAUAAAUACGAAACAGAUGUCCUAUUCGAACACACGCGUCGCCGUCGUCAAGAUCACGACGCUUCGCUCUGGCGCAUGACAUGAUGGCUCAUGAGGCAUUAAAUGCUGUACUCUGAAUCUCACCUUGACUCUGAUCAUCAACACCGAAUAUAACGAGACAAGUCGAG